CCGGCAAGCUCCAUGGUGAGCGCGCGCUUGCGCAGUCGGCGGGCACAGGAGGGCUGGAGACCCAAAUAGUCAGGAGCUGACGGGCUUUGCGGAGGUUCGAGGCGGCCUUCGGAGGCGGCGAUGUCCUCUUGGGCCUAUAUGUAGAUAUUGUGCUGCAGUCCUUGCCCUCGGAGACUGCCAGUACCGGCCCUCAUGGAAAUGGCUCACAUUCGAGACUUCAGUUUACAGAAUACACGCAUGGACCCUGAGGAGCUCUUUACGAAACAGGAACGGAUUGGAAAAGGCUCUUUUGGUGAAGUUUACAAAGGUAUAGAGAAUCGCAGUAAAGAAGUUGUGGCAAUCAAAAUCAUUGACUUGGAAGAGGCAGAAGACGAGAUAGAAGACAUACAGCAGGAGAUUACAGUGCUCAGCCAGUGUGACAGUCCAUAUGUCACCAAGUACUAUGGCUCUUACUUAAAGGGCACAAAAUUAUGGAUAAUUAUGGAGUAUCUGGGUGGAGGCUCUGCAUUAGACUUGCUGAAACCAGGCCCUCUGGAGGAGACGUACAUUGCCACAAUUCUUCGGGAAAUCCUUAAAGGUUUAGACUAUCUGCACUCAGAACGGAAAAUUCAUAGAGAUAUUAAAGCUGCUAAUGUUUUACUGUCAGAACAAGGUGACGUCAAGCUCGCAGACUUUGGAGUUGCAGGCCAACUAACAGAUACACAAAUAAAGAGGAACACUUUUGUGGGCACGCCCUUCUGGAUGGCACCAGAAGUCAUCAAACAGUCUGCAUAUGACUUCAAAGCAGACAUCUGGUCCCUUGGAAUAACUGCAAUUGAAUUAGCAAAGGGGGAGCCGCCUAACUCGGAGUUGCAUCCUAUGCGAGUUCUAUUCCUUAUUCCGAAGAACAACCCCCCAACUCUGGAAGGAAAUUACAGCAAACCCUUCAAAGAAUUUGUAGAGGCUUGCCUCAACAAAGACCCCAAAUUUAGACCAACAGCAAAAGAACUUCUGAAACACAAGUACAUCCAGCGCUACACAAAGAAAACUUCUUACCUAACAGAACUGAUUGACCGCUACAAACGUUGGAAAUCAGAAGGUCACGGUGAGGAGUCCAGUUCCGAAGACUCUGACCUUGAAGCUGAUGCCGAUGAAAGAGAUCAGUGUCCAGUUUGGACUUUCCCCACUGUACGCCCCAGCACCUUAAGCAAGCUGCAAAACGGAAUGCCUGUACAGAGUUCUCAGAAGCCCUCGGAACCAAUGAAGCGACUGCCAAAGUCGAAGUGCUUGACGACCCUGGUCAAUCCCAUGUUCAGAGAGCUACAAGAAAAGCACAAAGUAAGUGGUGGGAAUCUGGGUGCCAUUGAAGAGCUGGAGAAUGCUUUUAAUCUGGCAGAGGAAUCGUGUCCAGGCAUUUCGGAUAAACUGGUAGCACACAUGGUGGAGCGGGUACAAAGGUUUUCAUUAAGCGGUUCUAGCAAGAACUCGGCACGGUGAGGAUCUCGGCACCUUCAGGGGCUUCCUAUGUGCCCCGUGACCCAGCACCCAACAACACCCUUCCUGCUGCAGUUAGGAAAGUCCGUGACUGCUGAUGCCACUGCUUCAUGGCCAAGGCACUGAGACUCGAUCACACUGUUGGAUCAGAACUGAAGAUGUUUUACUUUUAACACUGCUGCCAUGAGGGGUGGCACCAAAUAUGAGGGGUUGAUUUUUUUGUUGUUUUAAUUAGAAGUUAUAAUAUUUUUACAGUUUCUUUAUAUGCAGAGAAGGUUAAUUGAUGGUGUAUAUCAAACUGUAUUAGUAGAAAUGUACUGUGUGAGAGACAGCAUCUCUUGCUUGCCUGUCUAGGUUCUGUUUCUGAUUUCAAUGGUCAAUUUUUUAAAAAUGGUUUUAAAAUUAAAUAAUGCCAUUUAUAAGGGUGCGCAAGCAUGGAUUAUAUACAUUCAGGGUAGAGACUCUGAGACAACUUUCACUGAACUACUCUGUUUAAGAGGGGGCUACGAUGCUUUCUAAGAUUUUAGUUGGAUGUGGGAGUUGGAUGUGCUUAUCCAGACCUUAGAUCAGUCAAAUCAGCCAGGACUACCAUUGGAGGAGUCUGAUGGUAUGGGCAAAAUACCUCUCGACUGCCGAGGCUGCAUUUUUUCAGUCAAUCCAAUCUGCUGACCUGAUCAAGGGAGACUACUUAAGUAACAGCCUUCGAGAUGGACCCUGCAUAUUGCAGGAGGAGAUCGAGGUUGGCCAUUGAAAAGACCAGCUUAGCAACUGGAAGGGAGAAUUCGUGAAGGAUAAGGUUAAAGGAGGAUUGAAAACAAUUUUAUUAAAAAAAUAUGCAUUUAAAUGUGAAGUUAUAGAAACAUGAAUGUUACUCUUGAGUAUAUAAUAAUCCCUCAUCUAAGACAGCACAAAGCUCCCUUUUCUGCCACCUUUCCAAUACCCCAAAUUACAGUGACAUCACCCAUAUUCUAAUUUUUGCUAUGACCUGCAAAAGUGAUUCUGUCUCUUCAUAGGACAGUUCCACAGUGCUGAAUUGUAGAGUUGGUUGAAAGGAUGCAAGUCUCACCUGUUGGGGCUCACACCUUGUUCCCCUGCAGACUUUUUUGAUGGAGGAGAGAGGAACAUUUUGCCUUCCUAGGCCAGAUCUCAGUAAGUACUCCAGUCUGGGUUGUGACACAAGAGCAGGAAACAAACAAAAUAGAUCGUUACUUGGAUUGGAUGGUAGACAAGUUGAAGACCAAAUGGCUUAAAUCAGAGGCUAGUCACAUCUGGAACAGUUUCUCUUCAGAUUAACACUCCAAACUUGUAACUAAAUUGUUGGCAAUGAGUGAUCUUUGGGGAGCUGGAAAAGAAUAUUCUCUCUUGUUUUAAGGACCGAUUCUCAGAUGUUAUAACCAUAAUCUGCACCCCCACCCCAACACUGAUUUUGCAUUGUUAGUGCUCCAGUGAACAAGAAUUUGUAGGCAUAUUGAAGAAGUAUUACUAUUACCAUUUGUACAGCAAUGGAGUUGCUGUUGCCAAAGGAUCACCAGGUCAUUGGAGAUCUGUGGAACUGUGUUCAGUCCUUGAACUGAAACGCUGCUGGCCAAUGUCUUUAAUGGCAUUGACAUGGACUUUCCUACUGAACAAACUGGGGAAAUCCUGGUGUUAGCAGGACUCAUGACAAAUGAGUUUUGCAAAGCAGUUUUUAAUUCCUCUGUUUUCUUUAUCUCACUCGAUGUAGCACAAAAAAGUUAUCAUAAUAUUGUGUCCCAAUUACGUUUGUGUUUUCCUCUGCGAGUACAUAAAUGUUCCAUUGUGCGAGUACGAUCACAUUCCUUCUAGGUUCUAUUAUAUAAGUUGGAAUAAGUGAUAAUUUUGAAUGGAUCCUCUGUAUGGCCUUAAAAGGGAUGCCAAGCUGAUUGGAUUAUUUUGCUUUUACGCUAUGCAUUAAGAAGGUAAACAAAAUGAGUGACAAUACCACUAUAAAAUAUGCCCAGCCACAUUGUCCUACUUAUACAAUAAAAACAUUUGCCCCAAAUCUGGUAAAAACGCCAUGAUAUAAUUAGGGGUGAGCUAAGUAAACAAAUGAGUUUUUUUUAAGAGUGGAGGAACUGUGUUUAGAACUUAAAUGUUCUUGAUCUAAAAGACUGUAGUAAAACUUGAGGGUGGACAUUUGGUAGUAAAGCUGGGGAGUAACAAAAACUGUAGCAAAAUGUAAAGGAAAAUGAGAUGUGCGAAAGAGUUUUUUAAAUACAGUUGGUAACAUCCAGGCAAGAACUCAGUGUGUGAGAGUAGCAGUUGACCAUGAGUUACAGCUGUAAGUUUUGCAAGAUUCCCAGGAAGAACUAGUUGAUUCAUUUUGCAGAGUUUUACCCCAGGGCUGUGGCUGGAGAUCUGGAGAAACCCACCCUAAUGUGACUCAGGAUCAUGGUUUGCUGGCACAAAAUCUGACUUUUCUUUACAAAUUAUUGAUUCUGCUUUUCAUCAAGGGCCUAUUCUCUUGGUGAUUCCAGGUCUGACACACAGCCGUAUGCAGUUCGAAGUUCUAGAUACCUGCAUCCCAUUGAGGAGAUGAGCAGUAACUCCACAACCUUGUCAGCAAAACUGGGGAUUGUAUUCCUGUCUGUCUUAUAUUUGUAUACUGCAUGCAUCAGCAGUGUACGUCUGCACACUAGGUCUGCAAAUCCAGUUAUUACUCAUCUUAAAAUCCAGUUUAGGUUUGGUUGUAGUUAUUUAUGGUGAAGGAACGUAUCCAUGCUCUUGGAGCACUGGGUCGUGUUUUAUAUACAGUGUAAUGAACAAGAAUAAAAAUCAAGA
This is a messenger RNA of Mobula hypostoma (lesser devil ray), 4272 nucleotides long. RefSeq names its product serine/threonine kinase 25b (gene stk25b). Gene Ontology annotation, biological process: protein phosphorylation. Gene Ontology annotation, cellular component: cytoplasm. Gene Ontology annotation, molecular function: protein serine/threonine kinase activity; ATP binding. Lineage: Eukaryota; Metazoa; Chordata; Chondrichthyes; Myliobatiformes; Myliobatidae. The record is from RefSeq and is a predicted model, not a curated record. The transcript is spliced from 11 exons. Bases 193 to 1476 code for a protein of 427 amino acids.